Molecule: messenger RNA, 963 nt
Organism: Phycomyces blakesleeanus NRRL 1555(-)
Lineage: Eukaryota; Fungi; Mucoromycota; Mucoromycetes; Mucorales; Phycomycetaceae
Exons: 5
Coding region: 1-963 (320 amino acids)
Source: RefSeq, a predicted model, not a curated record
AUGUCAGGUCAUCCUAGACGAUCGUACUUUUUAUGCUCACACAAGUCCAUUCUGUCAGAUUUAUAUUUCUCCAAGCUUCCAAGUCGAAAUUCGGCGUACCCAUGUCCAAACGCACUCCAACACCUGGAAACAUUAAAAGUCAUAACCGGCAAAAUUCCUGUACCUUCUGACAUUGUUAUAUGGGAAUUGCUUUCUGCAUUGAGAGUCCCUCUUAAAAAUUUGACAUUAGAUACUCUUUCCGUUACAAGAUAUAAAUAUGGCGACCAUGUCCCAAAUUCAACGCUUGAACUAUUUCCUUACUGCCCGUUUUUAACGAAUCUUUGCAUCAGUGGCUCAUAUGUGAUUUUUAAUCUGGAUGAUCUAUUGGACAGCUGUGUGGCCCUCAAACAGCUUAAACUUCUUGGCGGAAAAUUGCUCAUUAAUUCAAACACCACAAAUAAGAGACCAAAGAAGCAUCAAAAGCACUAUGGACUGCAUAAUUUGACCUUGGAGUACUGCUCUCUAACCGCUGAAAUGUACAAGGCUACAGCAUAUGACUUUGAAGAAACCGGAUGUUUGCUAGUCGAUAUGCCAUAUACUUUCUUAAAGUCUCUCCACAUCAACCAAGUUAAAUUCCAUAAAAAAUAUGAAGGAAUGGAAUACGACAUAGAGAAUUAUAUCAGCCUCAUACUUUUGUCUCAAUUAAACGAUGUUUUAUUAUCAGAUGAAAAUAACGAAAGAAAAGACGAGAUUGAUUCGAAAUAUCCUGUUGUAGAGCAUCACAAUAUUGCUUGGAUCUAUUCAUAUGACAACAUUCUGACUUAUACGAUAUACAAUGUUAAAGAAAACCUUAACCUUAAAGAGGAAGAAGUUGAUAUUAUACUUGAGUACUAUCGAAAAUUCCAGCUUAAUAAAAGCAAUAAGCCUACAGAAGAUCAUGAGGUGAUUGAGGAAGGAUACGAGGGGACUGGUUGGAUUGGCUAG